This is a messenger RNA of Hippocampus zosterae (dwarf seahorse), 1179 nucleotides long. RefSeq names its product basic leucine zipper transcription factor, ATF-like (gene batf). Gene Ontology annotation, cellular component: nucleus. Gene Ontology annotation, molecular function: RNA polymerase II cis-regulatory region sequence-specific DNA binding; DNA-binding transcription factor activity, RNA polymerase II-specific. Bases 394 to 783 code for a protein of 129 amino acids. Gene Ontology annotation, biological process: regulation of transcription by RNA polymerase II. The transcript is spliced from 4 exons. The record is from RefSeq and is a predicted model, not a curated record. NCBI's taxonomy places the organism in Eukaryota, Metazoa, Chordata, Actinopteri, Syngnathiformes, Syngnathidae.
CUCCUUUGGUCCCCCCCCUUGAGACUUUGCUCGAAACGUCUCACUGCUGCCGGGUUUCGGCCGCUCGAUUUCAUCCCCGAUCGAGCAGAAGGCGCGCGCUUUCGGCUUUGAGAAAAGAAAAAAAAAAAUCAACAUACAGCGAGAAAGAAUUUUUUUUUUGGUCUUAUUCUCACACAUUGCGACGCCCAGCGCAGAAGAAACCUCAUCGGAAGAGCUGCAGAGCCAGUGAGCGACGGCGAGAGUGAAAGGAGGAGGAGUGUGUGAGAGAGAGAAAAAAAAAAGGGAGGCAAGCGCGACCCUCGGCGAGUGGCACAGCAAAUUCUCGUCAGCGCCGCACGCACGCCAAGCGCAAGUGGCCACAGCAGGAGAGGCGUUUUGCCGCCGCUCGUGGCCAUGGCUCAGGGCUCCGACAGCAACGACGCAAGCUACAGGUCGCCGUCGCCCGCCGGAGGCAGGCAGAGCUCGUCGGACGACGUGAAGAAGGUGAUGCGGCGGGAGAAGAACCGCAUCGCGGCGCAGAAGAGCCGAAUGAGGCAAACUCAGAAGGCCGACAGCCUGCACCUGGAGAGCGAGAGCCUGGAGAAGGAGAACGCGGCACUGAGGAAGGAGGUGAAGCAGCUGACGGAAGAGGCCAAGUUCCUGUCAUCGGUGCUGAGCAGCCACGAGCCGCAGUGCGCGGGCCUGGCCCCGACCUCGCCGGACCUCCCGUAUCCGCCUCACCGCCACCACCGCCACCACGCCGGCUACCACCAGCACAUCGCCGUGCCACACUACCAACACUGACCUCACCCCGGCGGGAAAAUCGCCAGCCGUGGCAUCACGUCGGCACCCUUGGGACCCCCCCUUUAUUCUCCAAACGCUGGCAAAGUUAGCUAACCGUAACCGGCGUAGCUCAUUGCGUGCGCUCCGUUGAAACUCUGUCGACCCACCGAGCGGUCUUUGUUUACAUGCUGAGAAAGAACCCUGGCCCAUGAUUCAUUUGUACGUUUCCUGUUUGUUUGAUUAUUUUCGGGGGGUCACGAAGGCCACUUUGCGGCUGCGUCAAUCGGACCCCUCACAAGCUCAGGCCAUGUAUUUCAAUGUUUUUGGGACCGAUUUGAUUGUUUGACAAAGCGAAUGUAAAGUCGAACCAAAGUUUGACGAAAGGAGAUAUUUAUUAAAUGUGGAAAUGCCUUGUGA